AAACAUACCUUUUUGGGUCAUAUAUUUCCUUAUUUUCGUAUCUUGAAAUACCCCUAAAAGCAAAUGAAAAUCUCCACAGCUUCUAGUGCAUUGAAACAUGUUAAUAUCUAUUGAUGGUGUUUUUGUUGUGUCUGAUCCCAUAGUUAGAUUAAGUCAUUCCAAUUAAGCAUCCAUCAGCAAAUGUAAUUCCAUAAUGCCUGCAUGUCUAAGAUAAAAUGCCGACUGACUUAAUUUAGGAUUUAGAUUUUAUGAGUUCAACCGAUAUCUACCAUUUUUUCUCCAAAACGAAUCAUUGUUGUUCCAAGCUUUAGCACUAGAAGCGGAAAAAUGCUUGUGAAAAUUUUUAUAUUGGGAACAGUUUUAAGUUUAUUUGAACAUUACAACGUUCAAGCAGUCUUCGGCGCAAGGAAGCACAACAUACUGCAAAAUCCACCAAAAGACAUCAACUUAGGCAAACGCGUUAGUACAAAUCAGUAUUUUGACCAAAAAAUCGACCAUUUCAACACGAGUGAUAAUCGGACAUGGAAACAGAGAUACCAUGUUAGCGAAGAAUACUUCAACGAAACGUCUACAAACAAUGUGUUUCUUUUACUGGGAGGCGAAUCAGAAUCGACUGGAACUUGGUUAGGUUAUGGGGCAUGGAUAGACACUGCAAAGCAUUACGGAGCCCUCCUAGUUAAUUUAGAGCACAGAUAUUACGGUAAUAGCCAGCCGUUUACCGAUUUAAGUGUAGACAGUUUGCAAUACCUUUCGGUCUCUCAAGCUUUAGCCGACACCGCUAAUUUCAUUGAAGCUAUCAAUGAAAAAUACAAUAUUUCCAAAUCUGAUGCCAAAUGGAUUGCGUUUGGUGGCUCGUAUGCUGGAACUUUAGCAGCAUGGUUAAGACAAGAAUAUCCUGACUUGGUUGCAGGAGCGAUGGCAUCUAGUGCACCGUUGGAAGCUUUGCUGGACUUUCAUGAGUAUUUGCAGGUGGUGCGCAAUGGUAUGGGCAACUAUAGUCAAAAAUGCGCCGACAACAUCAAAGAAGCAUUUUUGGAGUUGGAGCAGAUAACUGAAAUAUGUUAUGAAGGUGAUGAAGCCUUUGAUGAACUGAAUGAUAUAUUUCAAUUAUGCGAUGAUAUUGGAAGAACAGACAUAACCGAUAAGGACUUAGCCACAUUAUCUCAAUAUCUAGCAGAUGAAAACUUCGCUUACACCGUACAAUACCAUGGAAGAGCUGCAAUCAAUAUCGACCGUGUUUGUGAGAUUAUGAUUAAUGAAACCGGAGGCAGCUCAACUCUCCAGCGACUGGGACAAGUAAAUAGUCUUUUUCUCAAUGAUUCCCAGCAGACCUGCACUGAUUUUAAGUACAGUAAUUUAGUACAAGCCUGGAGGAAUACUACGAUUGACCCAAGUUCAAUGAUGCGCCAAUGGGUAUACCAGACAUGUACAGAAUUUGGGUUCUUUCAAACGUCGAGUCACGAAGAUUCCACAUUUGGGACUCUAUUCAACAUCACCUACUUCACCGACUUAUGCAUAGAUGUUUUUGGUAGUGAGUUUAAUGAAACACUAACACGCUCUGGUAUUGAAAAAAUUAAUAACAAAUACGGUGGCAGAAACAUGAACAUGAGCAACAUAGUUUAUUUCCAUGGAAGCUUGGAUCCGUGGCACGUUGUUGGGAAGCUGGAAGCUUCAAAAGACGCUGAUCACACAGUGCUCAUUGUAAACGGUGUUUCUCAUUGCGCAAACAUGAUGGCAGUUAUGGAUACUGAUUCGGAAGAAAUGGCAGCCGCAAGGUCUGCAAUCGACAGGCUGAUAGGAGGAUGGCUGAGUUCAGCAGCUUUAACCCUCGGAAGCAGCUCUUUAGCGAAACUAAUUUUUGGUUCCCAUAUUUUAAUUGCUGCCAUUUAUGCAAUGUACUAGACUAUUAAUCAAUUCAUCCGAUACUGAAAAAUAUCUAGCUAGGCUAUCCUAAAUUUAUUUAAUUAUUUGAGAUUUGACGAUUAAUACUAAAUUGAAAUCAUGAUGGAUGUAUUUAUUUUCAUUAAUAAAACAAGCAUUUCAAAUAAAA
This is a messenger RNA of Dendroctonus ponderosae (mountain pine beetle), 2050 nucleotides long. RefSeq names its product putative serine protease K12H4.7. The transcript has 9 exons. The record is from RefSeq and is a predicted model, not a curated record. Gene Ontology annotation, biological process: proteolysis. Gene Ontology annotation, molecular function: serine-type exopeptidase activity; dipeptidyl-peptidase activity. Bases 328 to 1902 code for a protein of 524 amino acids. Lineage: Eukaryota; Metazoa; Arthropoda; Insecta; Coleoptera; Curculionidae.